Macadamia integrifolia is the source of this 5642-nucleotide messenger RNA. RefSeq names its product E3 ubiquitin-protein ligase UPL4. Bases 412 to 5232 code for a protein of 1606 amino acids. Gene Ontology annotation, biological process: protein polyubiquitination; proteasome-mediated ubiquitin-dependent protein catabolic process. Gene Ontology annotation, molecular function: ubiquitin protein ligase activity. The transcript is spliced from 19 exons. The record is from RefSeq and is a predicted model, not a curated record. NCBI's taxonomy places the organism in Eukaryota, Viridiplantae, Streptophyta, Magnoliopsida, Proteales, Proteaceae.
GGGAGAAAGAGUAGCGAGUGCAAGUAAUGGCGGUGGUGCAAUAUCUCCUCUUCUAAAUAGAACUCUAUAAGCAUCUGCAACUUCUUUUCAUCUCAUCCUGUUUUACCAGUUUUGUUUCUAUACGGAAACUCUAUAAAUCUAUCUAUCUAUUCUAUACAGAAUUAUUAUUAUUAUUAUUAUUAUUCUUAAUAGAUACCGAUCUCAUCUCGUCGUCACUGGAAUUUAAUCACAAAUUCCAAAAGAACAAGAAAGGAAAAAUAAAGUACACGCAGCGAUAGAGAAAGAAAGAGAGAAUUAUAGAACCCUAGUUUCCCUCGAGUGCUGGAGAUCAAGGGAGAAGGAGGAAGAAGAACCUUUAAAUCUAUAUAGGAUUCUACCUUCCUUGCCUCGUAGCUGGACUUGGUUUCUUAUAUGGAAAAUCGGGGUCGUAAACGAGCCGAGCUUGCCGAUCAAUUGCGAGCAGAUAAGCGGGCUUGUAGCUCAUCAGAGUUCAGGCCUGGCUCUUCGAGUUCAUGUAUUCAUGCCCAUACGGGUACCACGAAUUCUGCCUCUGAAGCACCGGAAUGCGAAAUGGAGACUUCAUCCUCUGCUUCUGCAUCAGGGCGAUCAGAAGGAGAAGCCGAUAGGGAUUCAGGAUAUGGGUCUUGUGAUUCUGACGGAUUGGAUGACUCUGAACAUAGACACAGAAGCUUCCGCGAGUAUCAUCCUCGAAGAUCUUCUGGUGACCAUGCCAAAUUCAAAAGGAUUCUGUCAAGCUUAGAGGACGAUGCUGAACCUGGUAGCCAGCUCGCGUCCCUCACGGAGCUGUGCGAUCUCUUAUCAUUCUGUACUGAGGACUCUCUAUCUAGUUUCUCCUCUGACGCCUUCGCUCCUGUUCUGGUCAAGUUAGCUAGGCACGAUAACAAUCCGGAUAUAAUGCUCCUUGCUAUCCGGGCUAUUACUUACCUCUGUGAUGUGUUGCCCCGAUCUUCUGGGUUUCUUGUCAGACAUGAUGCGGUUCCUGCUCUUUGUUCUCGACUAAUGGCAAUUGAGUAUUUGGAUGUAGCAGAACAGUGUUUACAAGCACUGGAAAAGAUCUCCCAUGAUCAUCCACUUGCAUGCUCUCAAGCUGGGGCAAUUAUGGCUGUCUUAAACUAUAUUGACUUCUUCUCUACAAGCAUUCAGAGAGUUGCACUUUCCAUUGUUGCAAACAUAUGCAAGAAACUUCCAUCUGAUUGUUCUACACCUUAUAUGGAAGCAGUUCCUAUUCUGUGCAAUCUUAUCCAAUAUGAGGACCCAAAGCUUGUUGAAAAUGUUGCCAUGUGCUUGAUACGAAUAGUGGAGCGGGUGAGUCAUUCGCCUGAGAUACUGAACGAUCUCUGCAAGCAUGGAGUGAUACAUCAAGCUACAAAUCUUAUUGCUUUAAACAGCAGAACCACUCUCGGCCAACCAAUUUACUCUGGUUUGAUUGGGAUGCUCGCUAGACUUGCCUCUGGUUCAGUUGUAGCUGUCAGGACUCUUUUUGAGCUUAAUAUAUGCACCACACUCAAGCAUAUUUUGUCUAGUUAUGAUAUUGCACAUGGUUUGCCCUAUCCUGUUACGGGUGAUGCACAUUCCAAUCAGGUACAUGAACUUCUCAAGUUGAUAAAUGAGCUUCUUCCUUCUUCAGCUAGAAGCAAUGAAGAUAUUCAGCUAGUUUCAGAUAAGGAGAAGAUUUUAAUGGACAGGCCUGAAAUUCUGAGACAGUUUGGGAUUGACAUCCUUCCUGUCUUGAUCAAGGUGGUUAAUUCUGGUGCAAAUUUAUAUGUUUGCUAUGGCUGCCUUUCUAUUAUCAACAAGUAUGUUUAUUUCAGCAGAUCUGACAUGCUUCUUGACUUGGUUAAGAAUACCAACAUUUCAAGUUUUUUGGCUGGUGUGUUUACAAGAAAGGAUCAUCAUGUAUUGAUCUCUGCUCUAAGGAUUGCUGAGACUGUGCUGUUAAAGCUUCCUGAUGUUUUCUUGAGUUCUUUUGUAAAAGAGGGUGUUGUGUAUGCCAUUGAUGCACUUCUUACACCCGAAAGAAGUUCGCAGCUCAUGGUACCAACGUCUUGUGGCAUCUUGAUUGGAUCAGACCAAAGAUUAGCUGCAAAGGAUGUACUUAGAUGUUUAUGUUUUGCUUUCGAUGCUGACUGCUCUUCCUCUUCAGAAAAGCGAGACUGCAAGCUUGAAGAUGAUUCUGUUCGCAUUCUAGCAAUGCACAUAAAGGCCACCUACUUUCUUACAGAAUCACAGAACUCUGAGAUAGGACUGACUGAAACUCUGCAGAAACUUCGAACUUUUUGUGCGUUAUUAACUGAUAAUGUGAGCAUAUCCAUUGGUAAUGAUGUCUAUGCUCAACAAGAAGAGAACUUAUAUCAUAUAUUGCAUCAAAUAAUGGCAGAGCUUAGUGGAAGGGAACCAAUGUCCACUUUUGAGUUCAUAGAAAGUGGAAUAGUGAAAUCACUUGUAAAUUAUUUAUCCAAUGGCAAGUAUCUAGAGGGAAAGAUAGAUCCCCAUGCCUUAUCCGCUCAUUUUCAUUUUGUGCUAAAGAGGUUGGAGAUGUUUGCUAGGUUUUGUCUUUCCUCUACUGGUGGAGUUUGGGAGGACACACACCUGGCAGUUCUAAUACGGAAAUUGCAGUGCGCAUUUUCUUCUGUAGAAAAAUUUCCUGUAAUUCUAAGCCAUGUUUCCAAGCCAAGAAACACCUAUGCUACUGUUCCAAGUGGUCGUUGCACCAUCCAUCCUUGUUUAAGAGUUCAUUUCCUGAAGGCUGAGGAUGAGUCAGGCCUGUGCAAUUACCCUGGAGAUGUUCUAACAGUCGAACCGUUUUCUUCUUUAGAUGCCAUUGAGGGUUUUCUGUGGCCUAAAGUUAGCUCAGGUGGAGGUGAACAUAUCAAUUUGACAAGUCAGUCCUCGACCCCUUCAAAAAUUGGUCUGCCUCUUCCUCAACAUGCUGAUGCAAGAUCUCAUCAAGUCAACAUUCAAAGUUACAUGGGGAAGAUUAAUGACUUGGAAUCUGCUUUGCCUGCGAUGCAGGUUGUUGCCAUGCUCUCGGAAGACAUGGCUGAAUUGUCCCAUUCUUCACUAGAAGGUGAAAGAGCAGGUGACGUAAUACAAGCUAUUCCAGGUGAUACAAGUACAUCCCUGAACCAAGCAUGUUCCGGCUCUACAGCUCAAGACGUACAAUACAUUCCAGUUGAGGAUGCCAGCUUGAGAGUUCAAGAUUCAGCUAUUGCAACUACCUCCAAUCUUGCGUCUAGUGAUGAACAUAUACAAGGUAGAAAGUAUUUCACAUCCUGUAGCAAUGGUGGUUCUUCCCCAAAAUUGAUUUUUUACAUAGAAGGAAGACAGCUGGACCGGUCAUUGACCCUCUAUCAAGCAAUUCUCCGACAACAAGCAAAGGCUGAGCAUGAUGUAAUUGUGGGUCCAAGAUUCUGGAGUGAAGUAUACAAAGUAACAUAUAGAAAAGCUGCAGAAGUGCAACAAUCAAAUCCUCGUGUUCAUGGUUCUAAAAUUUCUUCCACGUUGGAUAGACUAGGAGCAUUUUGGCAGGAUGUUCCAUUUUUCUCCAGCAUGUUGAUUUCUCAACUUCCUUGUGACUUGGAGAAAUCAAAUCCAUGUUAUGAUAUAUUAUUUCUGCUCAAAAUUUUGGAAGGCCUGAGCAGGUUUGCAUUUCAUCUAAUGUCUGGUGAAAGAAUUCGUGCCUUUGCUGAGGGGAGAAUCAAUGAUCUGGAUGAAUUGAAGGUUGCUGUACCUGCAAUACCACGGACCGAGUUCGUAAACUCUAAGUUAACUGAAAAACUGGAACAGCAAAUGCGGGACCCGUUAGCUGUGUCUAUUGGUGGAAUGCCUUCAUGGUGUAGCCAGUUAAUGGCUGUAUGCCCAUUUCUAUUUGGUUUUGAAGCAAGGGUUAAAUACUUCCGGUUGACAGCAUUUGGUUUCUCACAAGAUCAAUCUCAUCCAUGGUCACACUCGACUAAUAAUAAUCCAAACACCCCAAAUGACAGGCGAUUGAAUGGUCUUACUGUGCCUCGUAAAAAGUUUCAAGUUUGCCGAAGCCACAUUUUGGACUCUGCUGCACAGAUGAUGGAACAGUUUGCCCGGCAUAAAACUAUCAUCGAAGUCGAGUACAAUGAAGAAGUUGGCACAGGGCUGGGGCCAACAAUGGAGUUUUAUACCCUGGUUAGUCAGGAGUUCCAAAAGGUUGGUUUGGGUAUGUGGAGAGAAGACUACAAUUCUUCCACUUCAGGGAAAAGCCUAUAUAUUGAAAGUUCUGGAUUGUUGGUGUGUCCUUUUGGGCUUUUUCCUCGUCCAUGGUCAGAUUCAUCAGGUACCUCAGAUGGGAUACAGUUCUCUGAAGUGAUAAAAAAGUUUGUCCUUCUUGGACAGGUUGUAGCAAAGGCUCUUCAGGAAGGAAGGGUCCUAGAUCUUCCCUUAUCUAAAGCCUUCUGUAAACUCAUUCUUGAACAGGAUCUCAAUAUAUUUGACAUCCAGUCAUUUGAUCCUGAGCUUGGAAGAACCUUGCUAGAGUUUCAGGCUCUUGUUGAUAGGAAGAAAUUAUUUGAAUCUGUUUCUGCGAAUUCCACUACAAUUAUGUCAGAAUCAUGUUUCCGAAAUACCCGAAUAGAGGAACUCUUCCUUGAGUUUACUCUUCCUGGCUAUCCUGAUUAUAUUCUAGCCUCGGGACCUGAUCACAAAAUGGUAAAUAUGGAUAACUUGGAAGAAUUUAUUUCACAAACGGUGGAUGCAACUGUAAAUAGUGGAAUUGACAAACAAAUUGAAGCUUUUAAAUCAGGAUUUAACCAGGUGUUCCCUGUUAAGAGUCUCCAGGUUUUCACUGAAGAGGAGCUUGAACGUUUGUUAUGUGGUGAUCAGGAUGCUUGGGCUUCCAAUGAGCUCUUAGAUCACAUCAAGUUCGAUCAUGGCUACACAUCUAGCAGUCCUCCCAUCAUGAAUUUAUUGGAAAUUAUUCAAGAAUUUGAAUGCAAUCAGCGGCGAGCGUUCCUUCAGUUUGUUACUGGUGCACCUCGUCUCCCGCCAGGAGGCUUAGCAGCUUUAAACCCGAAACUGACAAUUGUUCGCAAGCAUUGUGGUGAGUGGGCUGAUGGUGACUUGCCAAGUGUGAUGACAUGUGCUAACUACCUGAAACUUCCGCCUUACUCUUCGAAGGAAAGGAUGAAGGAGAGGUUAUUAUAUGCUAUAACAGAAGGACAGGGAUCCUUCCAUCUCUCUUGACUUUCCAACUGUGAAUUUGUAAUUACUAGUCUAGGUAGUGGUGUCAAUGAAAGGAAUAGUAGCAGUAGGUGGUUGGUGGUGUUGGCAAUUGAACUAGGAGGUGGGGGAAUGCAAGAAGACCCCAUCUUCUUUGGUGGCAUGCUGGUGUAUAUAGGGGAGGGAGCAGUUAUUGAUUCAGUCUGUGGAUGAGUUGUACAGUUUAAAGUGAAGGGUUCUGAGAAAUUCUCAUCCAACAACCCUUCUGUGUACAGAGCUCCAGUGUACAGAACCAUUUACUGUAGUUAGUUUAUGGCCCUACUAAACACUUUGCAAAAGCAUAGAUAUUACCUUUUUUUUUUAUUAUGAAAAUGUGCUACUAUUUCCAUAUUUAAGGGAAUGAAAAAAUAGUUUUUGGACCGUUUAAAGUUUAA